CGGGCCGCGGGCCCCCGUGUCACAGCCGCCUCUCACUCAGAUGCUGCCGCCGCCGCCGCUGCUGCUGCUGCUGGCGCCGCUCUUCCUCCAGCCACUGGGCGCCGCCGGGGCGCAGACCCCCAACGCCACCUCCGAAGGUUGCCAGAUCAUACACCCGCCAUGGGAAGGGGGCAUCCGGUACCGGGGCCUGACUCGGGACCAGGUGAAGGCCAUCAACUUCUUGCCGGUGGACUAUGAGAUCGAGUACGUGUGCCGCGGGGAGCGCGAGGUUGUGGGGCCCAAGGUGCGCAAGUGCCUAGCCAACGGCUCCUGGACAGACAUGGACAUCCCCAGCCGCUGUGUUCGGAUCUGCUCCAAGUCUUACUUGACCCUGGAAAAUGGGAAAGUUUUCCUGACGGGUGGGGACCUCCCAGCUCUGGACGGAGCCCGGGUGGAUUUCCGGUGUGACCCCGACUUCCAUCUGGUGGGCAGCUCCCGGAGCAUCUGUAGUCAGGGCCAGUGGAGCACCCCCAAGCCCCACUGCCAGGUGAACCGAACGCCGCACUCAGAGCGGCGCGCAGUCUACAUUGGAGCGCUGUUUCCCAUGAGCGGGGGCUGGCCUGGGGGCCAGGCCUGCCAGCCCGCGGUGGAGAUGGCGCUGGAGGACGUGAACAGCCGCAGGGACAUCCUGCCGGACUAUGAGCUCAAGCUCAUCCACCACGACAGCAAGUGUGACCCAGGCCAAGCCACCAAGUACUUGUAUGAGCUGCUCUACAAUGACCCCAUCAAGAUCAUCCUCAUGCCUGGCUGCAGCUCUGUCUCCACACUUGUGGCUGAGGCUGCCCGGAUGUGGAACCUCAUUGUGCUUUCUUACGGCUCCAGCUCACCAGCUCUGUCAAACCGGCAGCGUUUCCCUACAUUCUUCCGAACACACCCAUCAGCUACACUGCACAACCCCACCCGUGUGAAACUCUUUGAAAGGUGGGGCUGGAAGAAGAUUGCCACCAUCCAGCAGACCACAGAAGUCUUCACAUCGACCCUGGACGACCUAGAGGAACGAGUGAAGGAGGCCGGAAUUGAGAUUACCUUCCGCCAGAGUUUCUUCUCGGAUCCAGCUGUGCCCGUGAAAAACCUGAAGCGCCAAGAUGCCCGGAUCAUCGUGGGACUUUUCUAUGAGACUGAAGCCCGUAAAGUGUUUUGUGAGGUGUACAAAGAGCGGCUCUUUGGGAAGAAGUAUGUCUGGUUCCUCAUUGGGUGGUAUGCUGACAAUUGGUUCAAGACGUAUGACCCAUCCAUCAACUGCACAGUGGAUGAGAUGACGGAGGCAGUAGAGGGUCAUAUCACCACUGAGAUUGUCAUGCUGAACCCUGCCAACACCCGCAGCAUUUCCAACAUGACAUCCCAAGAAUUUGUGGAGAAACUAACCAAGCGACUCAAAAGACACCCUGAGGAGACAGGAGGCUUCCAGGAGGCACCAUUGGCCUAUGACGCCAUCUGGGCACUGGCUUUGGCCUUGAACAAGACAUCUGGAGGAGGUGGCCGUUCAGGUGUGCGCCUGGAGGACUUCAACUAUAACAACCAGACCAUUACUGACCAGAUUUACCGAGCAAUGAACUCCUCAUCCUUCGAGGGCGUCUCUGGCCAUGUGGUAUUUGAUGCCAGCGGUUCCCGGAUGGCUUGGACACUUAUCGAACAGCUACAAGGUGGCAGCUACAAGAAGAUUGGCUACUAUGACAGCACCAAGGAUGACCUUUCCUGGUCCAAAACAGAUAAGUGGAUUGGAGGGACCCCCCCAGCGGACCAAACCCUUGUCAUCGAGACCUUCCGCUUCCUGUCACAGAAACUCUUCAUCUCCGUCUCGGUUCUCUCCAGCUUGGGCAUUGUCCUUGCUGUUGUCUGUUUGUCUUUUAACAUUUACAACUCGCAUGUCCGUUAUAUCCAAAAUUCACAGCCCAACCUGAACAAUCUGACUGCUGUGGGCUGCUCGCUGGCAUUAGCUGCUGUCUUCCCCCUUGGGCUGGAUGGUUACCACAUCGGAGAGAACCAGUUCCUUUUUGUCUGCCAGGCCCGCCUCUGGCUCCUGGGCUUGGGCUUUAGUCUGGGCUAUGGCUCCAUGUUCACCAAGAUCUGGUGGGUACACACGGUCUUCACAAAGAAGGAAGAGAAGAAGGAGUGGAGGAAGACCCUGGAGCCCUGGAAGCUGUAUUCCACAGUGGGGCUGCUGGUAGGCUUGGAUGUCCUUACUCUCGCCAUCUGGCAGAUUGUGGACCCCUUGCACCGGACCAUUGAGACUUUUGCCAAGGAGGAGCCAAAGGAAGACAUUGAUGUUUCUAUUCUGCCCCAGCUGGAGCACUGUAGCUCCAAGAAGAUGAAUACGUGGCUUGGUAUUUUCUAUGGUUACAAGGGCCUACUCCUGUUACUGGGAAUCUUUCUUGCUUAUGAAACCAAAAGUGUGUCUACUGAGAAGAUCAAUGACCACAGGGCCGUGGGCAUGGCCAUCUACAAUGUGGCGGUCCUGUGCCUCAUCACUGCCCCUGUCACCAUGAUCCUGAGUAGCCAGCAGGAUGCAGCCUUUGCCUUUGCCUCUCUGGCCAUUGUGUUCUCGUCUUAUAUUACUCUGGUUGUGCUGUUUGUGCCCAAGAUGCGCAGGCUGAUCACUCGAGGUGAGUGGCAGUCGGAGGCCCAGGACACCAUGAAGACAGGGUCGUCCACCAACAACAAUGAGGAGGAGAAAUCUCGGCUCUUGGAGAAGGAGAACCGCGAACUGGAGAAGAUCAUUGCUGAGAAAGAGGAGCGGGUCUCUGAACUGCGCCAUCAGCUCCAGUCUCGGCAGCAGCUUCGCUCCCGGCGCCACCCUCCAACGCCCCCAGAUCCUUCUGGGGGCCUACCCAGGGGACCCCCCGAGCCCCCUGACCGGCUUAGCUGUGAUGGGAGCCGAGUCCACUUGCUCUACAAGUGAGGGGUGUUAAGGAGGACAGUUGGUGGGAUGGGAAGGGAACAGGGAGAGGGUGGGAGGCUGGGGAGGAAGCGAGCAUCUUUGUCCCAGUGUCAUCCCCUGUGUUAAAUGCCUGUCCCUGUGAGUGCUGGGAUUAUUUGGGUCUCUAGUACUCUGAGAAAUAGAUCAUUUCUGUCUCAUUCAUUCAUGUAAUCCUGUAUCAUCACUUCAUACUUCAGCUUGUGUCUCACCUGGAGUCCCUUGUCCGUGGCUCUUUGGCAGCCUAGUCACUUCUUGCCUUCUACAACUUGCUGCACUCAUUACCACGGCACCUCUAGUCCCUCGGCCCCCAGCAGCAGGGGUCUCCACACAAGUGCUGUCUUCACCCUGUUUUUCGCACCCUCAUAACCUCUUUUCACUUCACAGUUUCUUCUACAUGUUCCCACUUUUUUCUUCUUACACUUUUUUCCUCUGAGGGCCCAUUCUUACCAAGGCUCAGUGUGUGUCACUCUGUGCCCAUGCUUCCUCGUGCAUGUGUACCCUUCCCCUCUUCUGCUGUGCCCACUGGGCCCAUUCCUGUGUGUGCUCCCAUGAGCUUCUCACUUGUGUUUACACGUAUUCCCUGCGAACCUGCACCAGCUGUGUUGGUCUCACCCAUAGAGACAGGUCUGCACUUUGUGCUGUGUUCCCUACCUGCACACAUUCAUGGUCACCCAUCUUGCUUUCACAUAAAGAUCAUUGUAUUCUUCCAGCAGCUAUGUGGAACCACUGUAUGUGUUGUUAGGCACUUCGCCUCUUGCUGGGCACCCAUACUUUUCUCCCUUCAUGUUCAGCAUCUGUUCCAAGGCCCCUGGUCUGUCCUUCACACUCAUUAUCAUCCUUAGUCUACACUCACAAUCAUCUUCCCCUAAGACUACUCUCUUUCAUUGUGUGUGUAUGUUUGGGAGAUAGGGAAAAGAAACGGGGGCAGGUUUGGAGAGCUGCAUCCAGUGGAUACAUGGUGAGAAUCCUGACCAGAGACAGGCACCUCAGACCACUGGGAUGAACAGAUGGACUAAUGGGAUAAGAUGGGUGGUGUGUCUGGAAGGAUCUCCCCGGAUCUCAAUAAACCAGUAGAUGGUG
Molecule: messenger RNA, 4036 nt
Organism: Octodon degus (degu)
Lineage: Eukaryota; Metazoa; Chordata; Mammalia; Rodentia; Octodontidae
Gene: Gabbr1
Product: gamma-aminobutyric acid type B receptor subunit 1
Exons: 22
Coding region: 41-2938 (965 amino acids)
Biological process (GO): gamma-aminobutyric acid signaling pathway; G protein-coupled receptor signaling pathway
Cellular component (GO): membrane; G protein-coupled receptor heterodimeric complex
Molecular function (GO): G protein-coupled GABA receptor activity
Source: RefSeq, a predicted model, not a curated record